GGAAGGAUGUAUAACUGAGUUAGUUUCUGUGUCUACGGUGCAAAACUCAGAGCAAGUGCAAAACGAUUCAACUGUCGGUAAUAACGGAAAUAACUUGUUCUGUGUAUCGGAACAUCACAGAGCAAGUAAUCGGAACAUAACUUGCUGAUUGCUCUGUGGUCGGAACUUCUGUGUCAUAUAAAUCAUAAUUAUUAUAAUUUUUAAUAGUUUUGAACUUGGUUUUGAAUGUUCCUUGUAAUAUCGACGAAUAUGUUUAUCAAGUGAUUGACGUAGUUUUUACGCGUUCAAUGUAUGUUUUCAAUGUCUCUCAAUGACUGAUAAUUGAUAAACUUUCACUAUUUGUGAUGUGAAUGCUAUGUUGAAUGUUGACUGUCAAUUUAAACGCAUACCUAUUCAAUUUUAAAGUACCUAUCGAGUAGUGAGUAGGGCAUGGCUACGACGAAUUACAUGGAAGUGAAAUUAGAUUAACAUUAGCCCCUAUUACAUAAAGAGAUUUCAUUUAAAAUUGUGAAUUUAAUACAUUAUAAUGUUUUCGAAGAAAAAGAAGAAGCCUUUGAUUUCACCUCCCAGUAACUUCGAGCAUAGAGUUCAUACUGGGUUUGACAGAAGAGAGGGAAAAUUUGUUGGCCUUCCAUUACAAUGGGCCUCACUAGUUGGAAACAAUCAGAUAUUGAAGUCUACAAAUAGGCCACUACCCUUAGUGGAUCCAUCCGAAAUAACACCUACUGAGAUAUUAGAUUUAAAGACUGUAGUGAGGGGUGAUCACAGAACAAGUUCAGUAGCUGCAAUAUCACGUCCCACAUCUACCAAUCCUACAUCUCAGCCAAUACAGAAUGGUGUUGUUUUACCAAAAACAUCAAAUGUUGCCAGAUCCAACUCUUUAAGGAGUUCUAGUCCACCAAGAAUAAGACGUGACUUACGUAGUCAGGCUAACAUCCCGCCAGUUGUACCUGAAGAAUCCCCGCCAAAUGUACCUGCCCCUGCUCAAUAUCCAAGCUUACGCCGUGAACAGAGCAACUACACUCUUAAUCAACCGAUUAGAGAAUCCCCAGUUGAAUGGUCACAGCAUGCUCAUGAAGCAACAAUAAGAUCAACAAAUGAUGUAAAUGACAAUCAGCAAUCAAAUAUGACAUAUCAGAACAUACAAAACGCGAAUAUACCUUAUCAACAUAAUCAUCCACCUCCACAGCCUGUGAUGCAUCAACAACCACUUGGUAUGAAUGGAAAUAAUAUGAAUUUAGGUGAUUCAUAUCCAAGUGGUGUGCGACACCCAGGGCCUCCGCCCCCCGCCACGCAGUUGCCCCUCGCCGCCUCUAAACAUGAGUUACGGUUGACCCAUGAACAGUUCCGCGCCGCAUUACGCCUGGUAGUGAGCGAGGGUGAUCCCAGAGAAACGUUGACUGGAUUCAGUAAGAUUGGCAAAGGUAGUACGGGCGUGGUGUGCGUGGCUACGGACACGAGGACGCGACGCCGCGUUGCCGUCAAGAUGAUGAACUUGCUUAACCAGCAGAGACGGGAGCUCUUGUUUAAUGAAGUGGUGAUAAUGCGUGACUACCCUCACCCAAAUAUAGUUGAGAUGUAUGCUUCAUACCUAGUUGGCAAUGAAUUGUGGGUUGUGAUGGAGUACAUGGCAGGAGCCUCUCUCACCCAAAUAGUCACUAGAGCGAGAAUGGACCCAGAACAAAUUGCUACUGUUUGUAAACAGUGCUUGAAGGCUUUAGCAUUCUUACAUGGGCAAGGAGUAAUCCAUCGGGAUAUAAAAUCGGACUCUAUUCUUAUGACUGCUGAUGGACGCGUCAAACUAUCUGACUUUGGUUUUUGUGCUCAAGUAUCACAGGAACUUCCAAAGCGAAAAUCUCUCGUCGGCACGCCAUAUUGGAUGUCGCCGGAAGUUGUGUCGCGUCUGCCAUACGGGCCGGAAGUGGAUGUGUGGUCGCUCGGUAUCAUGGUCAUCGAGAUGAUCGACGGGGAACCGCCGUUCUUCAAUGAACCACCGUUGCAGGCGAUGCGGCGCAUCCGCGACAUGCCGCCGCCCCGGCCGCGCGGGCUGGCGCGCUGCCCGGCGGACGCGGGCGCGUUCCUGGAGUGCGCGCUGGUGCGCGACCCGGCGCAGCGGCACUCGGCGGCGCGCCUGCUGCACCACCCGUUCCUGCGCCGCGCCGGCCCGCCCGCGCUGCUCGUGCCGCUGCAGCCGCCGCCCUCUUGAGCGCGCCGGAUCACAAGACAUACAAGUUACGAAGUCGAACGCUCUCCGAGUGAACCAAUGACGAAAUCAGCUUUUGCUGAAAACAAUUAUCAUGACAUUGUUUCCACCUAUCCUUAACAGCAUUUAAAAUUAUGUACACGUUUUAUGAUGACAGCUUUAUUGGCGACAAAUAUUUUUAAGUGUCAUCACGUUUCAGAAAUCCAGUGAAUCAUUCCACUAUAAUAAUUAUUAUUAAUAUACUAAGUAUUAACGACUCAUUCCUUAUGUUAUGCAUGCGUGUAGUAUAUAAAUCAACUCUUCUAUUUUUCUGCAAAGUUAUUUAUAUUGUUGACGAUAUUAUUGUUUUGCCAUAGAUUGUUGGUUAUAAUAUACAAUUUUCUUAGGUUAUAACGAUGCCUUAAAUGUUAGUUAAGAUUUUUUCGCCCCGUCCAUUGGCCUUUUAAUAUUUCAUUAGUUAUAUUAUUGACAAAAAAUCAUGUUGAGGCCUUUGUUAUUGUAUAAUUAGUAAUAUAUUUGGUAUAAAAUUUAUUUCUUACAAGUGGGUAAAGUGAUUAGACAUUAGUGCCAGGUUCAGUGCCUCAAUUUAAAAUUAAUCAGUAUUAUUAAAUCAAUUUAAUGACUAUUGUAAUUUUUAUAUGUAUUUUGUAUUGGUAGCUCAUAAAAGGUUUUUGCGAAUGAAUUAUAAUUGGUCGAAUAUUUGAUCUUUGGAUUGAAUAUAUUUUUAUAGGUG
Molecule: messenger RNA, 2936 nt
Organism: Colias croceus (clouded yellow)
Lineage: Eukaryota; Metazoa; Arthropoda; Insecta; Lepidoptera; Pieridae
Gene: mbt
Product: serine/threonine-protein kinase PAK mbt
Exons: 10
Coding region: 527-2206 (559 amino acids)
Biological process (GO): protein phosphorylation; regulation of MAPK cascade; intracellular signal transduction
Cellular component (GO): cytoplasm
Molecular function (GO): ATP binding; protein serine/threonine kinase activity
Source: RefSeq, a predicted model, not a curated record